UUUGAAGUAUAUAUAUCAUGCUCUAUCAGAUGAAGUAUGAUUUAUGCCUUCAAUCAAGAAGGGAUAUACUCAUGGUACCAGUAAGCUGGUACUCGCGUUCCUGAAAUUAUAUUCCUCAAUGGACUAAGGGAGGUCAGACACCAAUAUGCCCUCGUUGCACGAUGAAUACCCUCCGGCAUCCGGCCUGCGGGAAAUGAUGGCCCAGAAGCCCUUGCCAGUCAUUCCUCCAGGUACUGUACACGAUGCCUUUACGCCCGGCGAAGAGUCAAUCAAGCAGGCACUCGUGGUGCUAGAGAAAUUCAACGCUGCUGUGGUAGAAAGUGAUGCCAAGGAGCUGAGAGACUGCUUUUUCCCGAGUCAGGCGUACUGGAAAGAUGUGUUGGCGCUGACAUACCAUCUGCGAACCUUCACCACUGUGGAAGCUAUUGUUCCAGCUUUUCUGGAGACUAAGGAUUUGAGGGGUAUUGAUGGCGAGAUGAAGCUCGUGGAAGCCCACCUUAUACCUGCGAGUCUUCAAUUCAUUGAUUGUCGGAUAAACUUUAGAACUAAGUCGCCGGCUGCUUCCUGCAGCGGGAGGCUUUUGCUUCUACCUAUCAAGAGAGAGGAGACCCAGGAAAUCGAAUGGAAAAUCUGGAUACUGAGCACGAUAUUGGAAAAUCUUGAUCUGCAUCCGGAAAAUGAAAGCCUGCUCCAGUUACCUAGCAGAGAUCUGCAGGGUCUCGAAUACAUAGAAACAGAUGUUUUUAUCAUUGGGGGUGGGAACUCCGCCGCUGCUCUCACUGCCCGUCUCAAAGCGUUGGGUGUUGAGAGCAUUAUGGCCGAUCGUAAUGGCGAACCCGGUGACAACUGGGCUCGUCGCUAUGAUAGCAUGCGAUUCCACGUUCCAACGUCCUUUUGCGAGAUGCCGUACAUGUGCUACCAGAAGGGUCCUGACACUCCACACUUACUCACUCGGAACGAGUUGGCCGAGCACCUACGGCGAUAUAUAGACUCGUACAAUCUUAAUAUUAUCACAUCUGCUGAGAUCCAGUCGACACAAUAUAAUCAACUGACCAAGCAGUGGACUGUUCAACUCCAGACCCCUAGUGGGAAACGUACAGUUAUCUGCAAACAUCUUGUCCAGGCAACCGGCAUCGCAUCGCAGAAACCUUAUAUACCGGAGCUCGAUAAUAGCAAUCCCUAUGAGGGCAUCAAUAUCCAUUCAAACGAGUAUCAGAAUGCCAGCAAGCUCCGAGAGCAAGGGGCAAAGUCCGUCCUGGUGAUUGGAUCGGCCAACACGGCAUUUGAUGUGCUUAGGGACUGUCACUUGGCUGGGUUUAAAGCCACUAUGGUUGCCCGCAGUCGGACUUACAUUGUACCUGUUGAGUAUGUCUGUGACAAGAAUAGCCUGGGACUUUAUGAUUUUGGUGUCGAUACAGCCGAUAGGUUUUUCUUCACAUUACCAAUUGCCGUGGAGAGCCAGUUUGGGCGUGAUCUAUUUGCGAUGUUUGCUUCCAAGGAGCCUAACCGAUAUGAUGCUCUGGCGAAAGCUGGUUUUCCUGUUAUUGAUAGUCGAGAUCCUGAUUCGUUUUUGAUGCAUCACUUGGUCGAGCGAGCAGGUGGACAUUACAUGGAUGUCGGCGAUACUAAGCUUAUAGCAGAAGGAAAGGCUAACGUAAAGGCUGGCGUGGAGCCCGUUGCCUAUACAAAGACAGGUCUACUCUUCUCUGAUGGCAGCACUGUCGAUGCGGAUGCCAUUAUCUGGUGUACCGGAUUCGCAGACAGGGACGCUCGUUCUACGGCUGCUCAGAUUCUGGGGGGUGGUAACUCUGUUUACGAGAAGGACCUGCUGGGUCCUCAAGAGAUUGCGGCCCGUCUAGAUGCUACGUGGGGUAUUGACUCUGAGGGUGAAAUUCGAGGCAUGUGGAAGCGUCAUCUGCGCAUUGACAACUAUUGGAUCAUGGGUGGUUACACGCAGCAACAUCGAUGGCAUUCCCGAACGCUGGCAUUGCAAAUAAAAGCCGCGCUUGAGGGUGUAUUGCCACCGCCAUAUCGGGAAGUUCCAGUGCAAGGUGCGUAGAAUUCGAAGGUGCACUUUCUUCGAGGGAUAGCUAUUAGAGAUUUAGGAUUCUUCACCAAUAAACAAUCUGGCGAACAAUGUAAGAGAGAUAUAUUGUUGCACGUAGAUGCAUCUUCUCGGCUCCGAUGUAUCUCAGUGGUGUUCCCCGUCAGUUC
This is a messenger RNA of Paecilomyces variotii, 2214 nucleotides long. RefSeq lists its product as hypothetical. Gene Ontology annotation, molecular function: flavin adenine dinucleotide binding; monooxygenase activity. The coding region runs from base 146 to 2059 and encodes 637 amino acids. The transcript has 5 exons. NCBI's taxonomy places the organism in Eukaryota, Fungi, Ascomycota, Eurotiomycetes, Eurotiales, Thermoascaceae. The record is from RefSeq and is a predicted model, not a curated record.